CUUGCCCAGCUCCGCGGUUUCGAACUAGGACAGCCCUUCAGGCGUAGCCUCUUCCACCAAUUCGACUUGCAUCGUGCUUGCACGCAAGGAGUUCCCUCGCCUCUCCACCAGUCUGGUCCGCACGCUUCUCUCCCAGUUCCCUGCCUGGUAGAGCCGACUUCAACGGACGUUCCUCGACGCAGGCUGGUAUUCAAAAAUCGGUGGGCGGGCGAUCGCGAUGCGAAGCUAGGGCGAAUCGGUCUUUUUGAGCAUCCCUCCACUUCCUCCCUGGGUUAUAAUAUCCGACUCGACAACGACUCACACGACAUUCUCGACACGCAAUCACAAUUCUCGCGUGCCGAACUUCUCCACCUAUAACACAAUCUCAGGACCAUGGCUUCUGCGGCAUCAUCCCCUCAGCCGCAGCAGGCAGCAUCCUCUGCGAACCUCACGAUAGUCACGGAUGCUCCUAAGCGGCCGGGCCGUCAACGCUCCUCCUCAUAUGCCCGUGAGCGUCUUUCCACACAUUCGAAUGUCUCGCUUGCCUCACACAAUCGGUCACGACCCGGGUCGCAUGUCUUUCCCAUCUUCCAUUCAAGCCUGUCAUAUGCUCUAGUGCGCGAUUUUGCAUACCCUCCGAUACAUCCCCUUCACUAUGGUCCAUUACCUUCUCGUGCGUCCGUAGCAUCCACGCCAGCCAGUGAGCCCCGGCGCUUGUCCGACCCUCCGGCACCGUGGGACAGCUCUCGUGGGCAGUGGUCUUCGGGCCCGUGGAGCACCGACCACAGCUACGGACAUCAGCAGCUUCCUGCCAUGUCCUUUGGCGACGGACCGCCGUACAGCGAAGAUGAAGACCUGCACAGUCCAGUCUUCUCCACACCCCAUCACCGAAAGAACAAGUCCACUGGCACCGAUUCAAACGGGCGAAAGGGCCGCAGAUUCAACCGUGCACACGGAAGCGUAUACUAUGAGAAUGACACUGAGCGGGGCACGCUAGUCAGCAUGAACGCGGAUGGUAGCGAGACAUAUUAUGUGAAUGACGACGACGACGAUGAUAUGGACGAUGGGCCUGGGGGCGAGUAUGUCACCUAUCCAGCCCACGAAAGUCGCUAUUCCCGGACGGGCGAGUACGGCAAUGAUCGAUCCUAUGGACACGACGGUGACUUCGAGUCCGAGGACGAGUAUGGGGCACAUCGGUAUUCGCGGGACUUCCAGUUCGCGGUUGGCUGCCCGGACGAAGAGAUGCAUGGCAAGGCGGUUGCGCUGUUCGAUUUCACGCGUGAACAUGAGAACGAGCUUCCUCUGACAGAGGGCCAAGUGAUCUUCGUGUCAUACCGGCACGGUCAGGGCUGGCUGGUAGCGGAAGACCCCCGGACUGGGGAGAGUGGACUGGUGCCAGAAGAGUUUGUUCGGCUGCUUCGUGAUAUCGAAGGCGGGUUGACGUCGUUGAACGGCGAGCCCGACCCGGAAGAUGAUGACCAGGCUCACCAGCAUAUUUACCAUGACCCGAACUCGACCCCAAACUCUCUUCAGCAGACGAUACCGACGAACGGGCAACAGGAGCAAGAAGACCACCAAAUCCUUGAUCCUACUGUAAACGGAGAGAAAGGGGAAGCAAGAGCUUCCAAGUCAUUGCCGCCCAGCAGUGGCAACAUGGAUUCGAACCUGUCACAUCUGAAUGCAUCGGAGAAGCAGACGAUUGAACCUCCGGCCGAAAAGAACAGUCACAUUCAGGCUUGUUAGCAACCCUGCUCCCUAAUGUAAAUGCACCCCUUCAUUCUACCUGUCAUCCGCCAUACAUACAAUAUGGAAUAUCGAAAGAGACACGGCCAUUUCCUAAACAUCCCUCAUCACGACCCCUUUGC
Aspergillus saccharolyticus JOP 1030-1 is the source of this 1844-nucleotide messenger RNA. Its product is annotated as adaptor protein NBP2. Gene Ontology annotation, molecular function: protein binding. The transcript has a single exon. The coding region runs from base 373 to 1722 and encodes 449 amino acids. The record is from RefSeq and is a predicted model, not a curated record. Lineage: Eukaryota; Fungi; Ascomycota; Eurotiomycetes; Eurotiales; Aspergillaceae.